CAUCAAAUUCAAUUCUUACAGGAUGCAACUAAAAUUGUUGUACUUAGUAAUGGUGAAAUGGUUGACAUGGGAACUUAUGAAGAGUUACUUCACUCUUCAGCAUCAUUUGCUCAUUUACUAGAAGAUAUUAAUCAACAUAAUCAGAAAAAGGAACAAGAACCAGAACCAGAAGGUCAAACGGUAAUGAGACGACGCAUAUCAACAAUGGUUUCUGUAAGUUCAGAAAAAGAAGAAGAUAUAUCAUCACUUCCAACAAACAUCGAAACAAAGGAAGAAGGAACAGUGAAAUGGAGUGUUUACGUAUCAUAUCUUCGUGCUGGUAUUGGUGUAUGUAUUGGUAUGCUACUGAUUCUGGUUGUAUUUUCGGCUCAACAAGCAACAUCGAUAUAUGUAAACUGGUGGUUAGCUGAAUGGAGCAAUGAUGAAGGUCAUCGGCAUCAUGUUUAUACUAAUUGCACGAAUGUUAUUGAUGAAAAGACAAAUAAAAUACGUCUGAUGAAUGAAACUGAAUGGAAUGUACAUCGACAUAAUCGUUUUUAUACAUUUUGUGGUAUUGUGGGAGCACUUUUCUUAAUUACAAUCUUAAGAGCUAUCAUUGCAGAAUUUAUAUGUUUGAAUGCUGGAAGAGUAUUACAUAAUAAGAUGUUUCGUCGAUUGAUCAGAUGUCCAAUACAGUUUUUCGAUCUGAAUCCAGUUGGUCGAAUUCUCAAUCGAUUUGCAAAAGAUGUAGCCAUUAUGGAUGACACCCUUCCAUUGAAUAUGUUCGAUUUUCUACAAUGCCUAUUUUAUGUACUUGGAACAAUUGCUCUAAUAGGAAUAUUUAAUCCAUGGGCAUUUAUACCAGCUAUAUUUGUUGGUAGUGGAAUGUUGUUUUUGAGAUAUCGAUUUGCUCGAUGUUUAAGAGAUCUCAAACGAAUUGAAGGUAUUACAAGAAGUCCUGUCUAUUCACACCUUACAUCGACUAUACAAGGACUCAAAGUUAUACGAUCUUACCAUGCUGAGAAGAUUUCUUCUGAUGAGUUUCUUCAUCAUCUUGAUGAUAACACACGUGCUAAUUAUUUACUACUUACAACUAAUAGAUGGGCGGCAGUUCGCUUUGAUUGGAUUGCUUUUAUCUUCAUCAUUAUGGUCACAAUAUUAGCCAUGAUUGUUCGCCUUGUGCAACAAAAAUUUUCAGCUGUGGAAAUUGCUCUGACACUCUCCUACAGUCUUAAUCUAAUAGGUCUUCUACAAUGGACAAUUAGGUUUGUGUCAUAUAAAAAAACAUGUCAUCAACUUGCACUUUUUCUAACCACAUCUAAUUCAUUUUAG
Messenger RNA from Adineta steineri, 1311 nucleotides. The record is from the annotation of a GenBank genome assembly. Lineage: Eukaryota; Metazoa; Rotifera; Eurotatoria; Adinetida; Adinetidae.